ACAGUCAGCGCCCCAGACAUCCGCUCUCCCAUUUCUCCCCCAAAUUCGCAAACCCUAAACUCUCUCCCAUCCUUUUCCCAUGGCCAACAUGAUCCAGCUCCCUUGCGAUGGCAACGGCCAUUGCAUGGUCUGCAAUGCCAAGCCACCAGCCGAAGAGACCCUGAGUUGUUCCACCUGUGCUGCACCAUGGCACGUCCCUUGCCUGUCUUCCAAGCCAGAAUCCAUGGCUUCCGUCCUCCAGUGGCAGUGUCCCGACUGCAACCUCGAUGCUCCUGUUGCUGCUCCGGUAUCCUCCGGCAACGAGCUGGUGGCUGCGAUCAGAGCGAUUGAGGCUGAUUCGACGCUGACGGAGCAGGAAAAGGCUUGGAAGAGACAGGAACUGUUGGGUGGAAAGAAGGUUGACCAGGAGGGCGAUGACGAUGAUGAUGAAGAGAAAGAAGGCGGAGAUGCUGACAAGAAAGGGAAGAAGAGUGCUGAGAUGGAUGCGCUGAAACUCCUCGGCGAGAGCUUUAAUUGCUCCUUUUGCAUGCAGCUGCCUGAGAGGCCUGUCACUACACCUUGCGGCCACAACUUCUGCUUGAAAUGCUUCCAGAAAUGGACAGGGCAGCAAAGAAAAACCACCUGUGCAAAGUGCCGCGCCAACAUUCCCCGGAAGAUGGCAGCUCAGCCCCGCAUCAACUCUGCCCUCGUCGCGGCUAUCCGUAUGGCUAGGGUCUCUAAGUUCAUCUCGGAUGGAGCGCCAGCUAGGGUGUAUCAUUUUGUGCACAACCAGAACAGACCUGACAAAGCUUACAGGACUGAGCGGGCUAAGAAGACUGGCAAGGCCAAUGCUGCAAGUGGCAAGAUAUUUGUGACUGUGCCUCCGGAUCAUUUGGGACCUAUCCCUGCUGAGAAUGAUCCAGAGAGAAAUCAGGGUGUUCUUGUAGGUGAGUGCUGGGAGGAUAGAAUGGAAUGCAGGCAAUGGGGGGCCCAUCGUCCUCAUGUUUCGGGUAUCCAUGGGCAAGCUGAGUUCGGGGCACAAUCCGUUGCACUCUCUGGAGGGUAUCAAGACGAUGAAGAUCAUGGUGAAUGGUUUCUGUACACUGGAAGCGGAGGGAGGGAUCUUAGCGGAAACAAGAGGACCAACAAAGACCAGUCGUCUGAUCAGAAGUUUGAAGCAGCAAAUCAGUCUCUUAGACUUAGCUGCAUAAAAGGAUAUCCUGUUCGAGUUGUGAGGUCGCACAAGGAAAAACGCUCAAAUUACGCGCCAGAGGCUGGAGUACGCUAUGAUGGCGUCUAUAGGGUUGAGAAAUGCUGGAGGAAAGUUGGAAUCCAGGGUUUUCAAGUAUGUAGGUAUCUGUUCAUUAGAUGUGACAACGAGCCUGCACCAUGGACAAGUGAUGAGCAUGGUGACAGGCCUAGACCAUUGCCUAACAUCCCAGAGUUGAAGAAGGCCAAAGAUUUAACAGAGAGGAAAGAUGACCCAGCAUGGGACUUUGACGAAAAGAGUAGCCGUUGGACAUGGAAGACACCUCCACCGCUGAGCAGAUUGAAAGUGGACCCUGCGGAUCCUACCCAGAUCAGGAGGGCAAGGAAAGCUAUUAAGGAGGCACAGACUCAGAGUGUUACAGAAAGGCUUCUGAAAGAGUUCAACUGCCUCAUCUGUAAGCAAGUGAUGAAGGAGCCAGUCACGACACCGUGCACCCACAACUUCUGUAAGGACUGCCUGGAGAAGAAAUUCCCGAACAAGCAGUUCACUGUGGAGAGAAGCAGAGCUGGCCGUGCUCUGCGUGCUAAGAAGAAUGUGCUGAAUUGCCCUUGUUGUCCAACUGACAUUUCUGACUUCCUCCAGGACAUAAAGAUUAACAGCGAAGUGAUGGCAGUGAUCGAGAGGCUUCAAGCUCAGUUUGAAGAAGCAAAAGCUGCAUCAGCUGCUGCUAGUGCUGGUGAAUCUGGGGAGGAGAAUCCUGAACCUGAAUCAAAAGCAAAAGAUUCAGAAGGGGAGGGACCCAAAAAGAGGCAGAAGAUUGAUGGGAGUGAUUCACCCUCCAGCCCUCUUCAUAUUCAAUCGCCUCCAAUUGUGGCCCUUUGACUGCUUCACCGUACCGGUGGAUUAGUCUACUCCCCGUGGCUAGCAAGUAGUAAUCAGUAAGGAAGAGAAGCGCGCAGUAGACUCCCAGGAGCUAAAACAGCCUGACAGUUUCAAAUGGAACUGUAAUUUUGCCCCUCGUCGCUUCAUUAUGUUGGGUAGUUCUGCGGAUACUCCUUUUUUAAGGCAUCUUAAUUUGUAAUUCAGCACAGUAAUCUUACUUUCAAACACAGACUAAACUGGGAGCCGGAAAUAUCUGUUCUUACCUUUUCAUCCCACGUUAUAAUGGGUCGGCACACAGUAAAUCUCUUUGCCCAACUUCUUGUCCUCUAACUGCCAUAAGUGAAUUCAUCUGAAGUAGGCUCCAACCAGGUAUACUCCCCAUAUUAUGACAAACUAUUACCAUAACGAAAAUCAAUUUAGGUAACGUUGUUACCACUUACCACUAUGACACUGAUUAUCAGCAUUCAACAGACAAGUUGAUUAUCAAACAAUACAAACAAUAUUCUUAAAAAAAUUGCGAACAAAUGUAUACCUCCCUCUGCAUAAAUGGAAACAGAGGCCAUCAGGAGGUUGGAGGAAAUACAAUUCUAUCAAUUACACAUAGAGAAGUUGUUGGAAAUACAAUUCUAUCAAUUACACAACUCUGACAUGGUUCAACUUCAAACAAGAUUUGACAAAGCACACCUGUUAAACGAUGAUAGAACAGAGGGAGUAAAGACCGGGAAGAAUUAUCAUCCAUGGAUCAUCGCCGAAACGCAUUUCCGCUGCUUGCCUCCGACCUUCCCUGCGAGUAAUAAGCUCGGCGGCGUACACUCUCUUCAAUGGUAGUGCUUCCACCCUUCUCCGCACCAUAAACACUCUUCUGCGCGACAUCCAAGAAGUUCUUCACGCUGUGAGAUUGCUUGGCCCGAGUGUCUUCCUUUACGUCCUCCUCCUCGGCUUUCUUCAGACGCUUCCACCUCCGUGCUUCGUGGAUCUCAGCGUCCAUCUGCAUCUCCCGUAGCUUCGCUGCUCUUUCUUCUUCUGACAGCUUCGGAGCUCGGUUCCUCCACUUGUUCCGAUAAGAAUCAUGGUCAACUCUUUCUCUUUGAACAGGCCGGUCAUCAGAAUACCUCUUAUUAUCACUCUUUGGCAGCUCGUAGUCUUGUUCUUCACGCUGGUUUCUGUCAGAGAACCGACCAGGAGUAGAAUGAUUCCUGUCUCUCAGACCCCUAGAGCUAUCAUUCCUACUUCUCCAGCUUUCUCUUCCAUUAGAUUCACCGUCUAAGGCCGGAUCCUCGUGUUUCUUUGAGCUCUUGUGUUUAUUAGAAUUCCUCUUCCUAACUCGGUCUGUCUCAUCAUCUUCAUCUUCUGAAUCCGGUUUUUGCUUAGAUGAUGAACGUCUGCUGUGCUUUCCAUCACCAUGACGGUGUUUCUUCCCGAGUUCCUUUUUGUCACGACACUUCUCGUUCUCUCCAUCUGCUUGAACCUAUUUGCGAAUGAGAGCCAUUUGGACAGGGUUGUUCUUGAUGCGGGCGAUAGCUUCUUGCUCACGCUGGCGAAUCAUAAGCAACGGAUCAGAAUGAAGUUUUCUCCAGGCGUCAUUGGCGGAAUGAGGCUUGUCCUCAAACAAAGCUCCUGGUGCAGCAGCAGCUGAAGAAGACGAAGGAGGAACAACUCCCUCCGAAGUCUUGCUGCCGCCAGGAAGAGCUUCUUCGAGUUCCUUGAAUGCUACUCCGGCGCCAGAAGAAGAACUGGCGCUUACUUUCCCCACGGACAGUCCUGAAUCGUACAGGAAUUCCAAUCGCUCUUGCCUCGGAACGAGACCAGCUUCCUCCUGGAGCUGGCGAAACUCGGAGCGCUCGCGCUCCUCCUGAAUCUGCUUCUUGAGCUCCUCCAACUUCUUCUGCUCGGCAUCGUGUUUCUGCUCUGCUUUCCAGACGUUCUCUAUGUUCCUUAAGCUGCCGGUAUGCCAUCCCUUCUUGUUCAAGAACUUCAGCGCCAUAUUUACUCCUUCCUUCGCCCUUCUGCGAAACCCUAAAGUCGGCGAAUGAUUUGAUCGGAUUCGACGCGAUGCUUAUCUGUUUCUGGAUCUCGUUAAUUGGUUCUCCAAUCGAGGUGACGAAUUUUCUGUUUUCUUCUCGUGUUUCCUUUCCAUUUAUAUAUUUUCAUUUUUAUUAUCUAAAUAUUUCGAA
This is a messenger RNA of Linum tenue, 4245 nucleotides long. The record is from the annotation of a GenBank genome assembly. NCBI's taxonomy places the organism in Eukaryota, Viridiplantae, Streptophyta, Magnoliopsida, Malpighiales, Linaceae.